GGCCGCCAGAUCUGUAGCUCAGAAAAGGCACACAGGUGGUCAAUCACAGGCGAGGAGGUGGAACUUGGAGAGGAGGAGCUGAGCGGCAGCGCAAAGAUUGAAGAUCGAGUGAGGGAGCAGCUGGAGCCGUAUAAUUGGUGUCAGUGGGAGUAAUAGUGCUCCAUCAUUAGUAUCAGUGUGGGAAGAAUAGUGCCCCCUCAUUGCUGUCACUGAGACCAAAUGGGGCACCAUCAUUGGUGUCAGUGUGAGAAAUAGUGCCCCAUCAUUAGUGUCAGUGGGAGGAAUAGCGCCCCAUUGUUGUCAGUGGGCGGAGCUC
Staurois parvus is the source of this 316-nucleotide messenger RNA. NCBI's taxonomy places the organism in Eukaryota, Metazoa, Chordata, Amphibia, Anura, Ranidae. The record is from the annotation of a GenBank genome assembly.